ACACCACCAUGCCCCAGGGAUUCGCCUGGCUGCGCUAUCUUGGGAUCUUCCUUGGCAUGACCUUGGGAAACGAGGGUUUGGAGGUGUGGCCCUUGACCCGGAACGAGGAGUGUGCGGUCACCGGCUUUCUGCGGGACAAGCUGCAGUACAAGAACCGGCUUCAGUACAUGAAACAAUACUUCCCCAUCAACUACAGGAUCGGCGUGCCUUAUGAGGGGGUAUUCAGGAUCGCCAACGUCACCAGGCUGCAGAAGGCCCGCGUGAGUGAGCGGGAGCUGCGGUACCUGUGGGUCUUAGUGAGUCUCAGUGCUACUGAGUCAGUGCAGGAUGUGUUGCUGGAAGACCACCCGUCCUGGAAGUUCCUGCAGGAGGUGCAGACGCUGCUGCUUGAUGUCCAGCAGGGCCUGCAGGACGUGGAGGCCAGCCCCAAGGUGGAAGCGGUGUUGUCCGUCCUGAAUGCCCCUGGGCUGAGCCUGAAGCUGGUGCGGCCCAAAGCGCUGCUGGACAACUGCUUCCGGGUCAUGGAGCUGCUGUACUGCUCGUGCUGUAAACAAAGCUCCGUCCUAAACUGGCAGGACUGUGAGGUGCCAAGACCUCAGCCCCAUGGCCCAGAGCCCUCACUGCAGUGUGUGGCCGCCCCGCUGUACCCCCUACCCCGGCAGCCCCCCACCUCUCUGCCCCGCUCCCUGCGCUCAGUGAAGCUGCUCGGGGCACAGGGCGAAGGCCUCCUGCCCUGAGCAGCUGGCAUGGUGACCCUGGGUGGGGCAGCUGGACGAGCCCCCACAGUUCUACUGGACCUGAGACUUCAGGUGGUGGUGGGAAGCCCCCUUGGCCAGGAACCCUGGGAAGGUGUUUUUCCUUUGAGGCUGGGGGACCUGAAGGUGGACGGGAAGCGCUCCUGUCCCCUCCUGGUUGUCCCCCCACUGGAAAGGGUGCUGAGUAGCUCCUGUGCCUGCAGCAGUGAGAGCUGUGCCUGAUGGGCAGGUGCAGACGGGGGACGACGCAGCGACCCCGGGACU
This is a messenger RNA of Cynocephalus volans (Philippine flying lemur), 1019 nucleotides long. It is a transcript of the gene IL34, whose product is annotated as interleukin 34. Gene Ontology annotation, biological process: positive regulation of monocyte differentiation; positive regulation of cell population proliferation; positive regulation of protein phosphorylation. Lineage: Eukaryota; Metazoa; Chordata; Mammalia; Dermoptera; Cynocephalidae. The record is from RefSeq and is a predicted model, not a curated record. The transcript is spliced from 6 exons. Bases 9 to 737 code for a protein of 242 amino acids. Gene Ontology annotation, molecular function: macrophage colony-stimulating factor receptor binding.